CUGAUGAGGUCAAUCGAAUCGACCAAGUAAACCAAAUAAAGAAUUAAAGAAAAGCUAUGAAAUAAGACAACGCAGCUACUCCUAGGCCUUGCCAUCUACCUGACCUUCAUUCAUUGAUCUCUCUCUGUUCUUCAACCAUGAAUGUCUCCAACAUAUGUUCUUUCCUUCUUCAACCUCAAAGAAUCCAUUCUCUUCAUCUCAAUCUGCUCUUCAUCUUCUUUUUAUUGCUGCUUCCCCAUGCAAAAUCAAUUUCCUUCAACUUCCCUAGUUUCCCGACAAAUAUGAAUAACAUGACAUUCCUGGGUGACGCAUUCACGUCCGGAGGAGCUCUCCAACUUACAAAGAAUCAAAUUGACGCCAACAUCACAUUCAGUGCGGGUCGUGCCUCAUAUGCUGAGCCCGUGCGCCUUUGGGAUGCCAAGACAGGGAGGCUUACAGACUUCACCACCCACUUCUCCUUUAGCAUAACCGCUGUUAAUCAGUCGGAUCACGGAGACGGGCUCUCCUUCUUUAUUGCGCCAUUUCAGUCUGACAUCCCUAAAAAUUCAAGCGGCGGGUAUCUUGGACUGUUUGGUUCGGCAACCGCGCUCAACAACUCUUUGAAUCAAAUUGUUGCAGUUGAGUUUGACACUUACCAAAAUGAUUGGGAUCCAAGCGAUGAUCAUGUCGGAAUCAAUGUCAACACCAUUGUCUCAGCGGCAAAUGUCUCGUGGAAAACUAGCAUGAGGACAGGGUCAACAGGAAAUGCAUGGGUAAGUUACAACUCAACCACCAAAAAUCUAAGUGUCUUCUUAACGUAUGCUGAUAAUCCAGCCUUCAAUGGGGAUUCUAUCCUUUCAUAUGUUGUUGAUUUGCGGAAUGUUUUGCCGGAAUGGGUUAGAGUUGGUUUCUCCGCAGCUACAGGUCAGUGGAUUGAGUUGCAUGCAGUAAGUUCUUGGUCAUUCGAUUCAACCUUGGAGACCAACGAUGGGAAGAAAAACAGAAUGGGGUUGGUGAUUGGUUUAACCGUGGGUUUUGGUGUAUUGGGUUGUGGAUUUGGUCUACUUUGGUUCAUCUGUUGGAGAAAAAGGGCCGGUGGGAAAAAAGAAGAUUUGGACGGAGAUAUCGGUAUGGAUGACGAAUUUGAAAAAGGAACCGGCCCAAGGAGGUUCACUUACCGUGAGCUUAUCCGUGCAACAAAAAACUUUGCCGAAGGAGGGAAGCUUGGAGAGGGAGGAUUCGGAGGCGUUUACAAAGGUUUGUUAAGUGAAUCCAAUACAGACGUUGCUGUUAAGAGGGUCUCAAAGGGAUCAAAGCAGGGGAAAAAGGAGUACAUAGCAGAAGUGAGAAUCAUUAGUCGUUUGAGGCACAGGAAUUUGGUUCAACUAAUUGGUUGGUGCCAUGAAAAGGGUGAGUUCCUUCUCGUCUACGAGUACAUGCCUAAUGGAAGCCUUGAUACUCAUCUUUUUGGUGGGAAGACUAUGCUGACAUGGGCAGUAAGGUACAAAGUAGCCCUUGGAUUGGCUUCUUCUCUGCUCUACCUUCAUGAAGAGUGGGAACAAUGUGUUGUCCACAGGGAUAUCAAGUCAAGCAAUAUCAUGUUAGACGCAAAUUUCAAUGCCAAGCUCGGCGAUUUUGGUCUUGCAAGGCUUGUAGACCAUGAGUUGGGCUCACAAACAACUGUUUUGGCCGGCACCAUGGGCUACCUAGCGCCGGAGUGUGUCACCACCGGCAAGGCCAGCAAGGAAUCCGAUGUCUACAGUUUUGGGGUGGUUUCCCUUGAGAUUGCAUGCGGAAGAAAACCAGUGGAACCCAGAGCAGAACAGAGCAAGGUAAGGCUGGUAGAGUAUGUAUGGGAUCUGUAUGGAAAAGGCCAGCUCCUUGAAGCUGUUGAUAAGGGAUUAAGUAUGGAAUUUGAUGAGAAACAAACGGAGUGCUUGAUGGUCGUUGGAUUAUGGUGUUGCCAUCCUGAUCCAACCAACCGGCCGUCGAUAAGGCAAGUGAUAAAUGUUCUUAAUUCUGAAGCUCCCUUGCCAAACCUUCCGUCGAAGUUUCCGGUGCCAAUGUAUUUUGCACCUCCAAUGCAUAUGUGUAGAUUCUCCUAUACAUCUUCAUCUGCUCUCACAGGGUCAUCGAAAGAUCAGACGCAGUGUUCGUGUAGCAGUUACUCUACUACUCAUUCAUCUGCUUCAGCCGGCUCUAGAACAGCUCUUCUAAUUAACUCAGGCAAAACUGAUGUGUAGUACGUACCAUUUGUUAGGUUUGGGCUUGUAUUGUAGAUGUGUACGUAGUUUGCUUCAAUAAUUUUUUAUCCUACAAAUUAUUAUGAAAUUUAAUCAAGCAGUUGAUGAUGCAGCGGUGGGUUUGAGGGACACAUCAGGCAUUGGUGUUUUGUCGGGGAUAGAUGUACGUGUAUUGGCCGUGUAACUGUCAUCAAACUGAAUAUCGAUCACAAGGCUUAAAAUGUUAAAGGCCCAAGCCUGUCGAGCUGUCUCUAAACAAAAAUGGUUUCACACUUGUACUCUCCUAAAAUGUUAAAGCCCAAGCCUGUAUGAUUUUGGAGAUGUGACCCUUUUAAAAAGAGACUCCUAGAUAUUGUCCCUCGGCCAUAGGAUCUGAACCAUUGAUUAUAUUUUAUAGCAUCUAAUUAUGGUAUA
Messenger RNA from Alnus glutinosa, 2636 nucleotides. Its product is annotated as L-type lectin-domain containing receptor kinase IX.1-like. Gene Ontology annotation, cellular component: plasma membrane. The record is from RefSeq and is a predicted model, not a curated record. Bases 138 to 2222 code for a protein of 694 amino acids. NCBI's taxonomy places the organism in Eukaryota, Viridiplantae, Streptophyta, Magnoliopsida, Fagales, Betulaceae. Gene Ontology annotation, molecular function: ATP binding; protein kinase activity; carbohydrate binding. Gene Ontology annotation, biological process: protein phosphorylation. The transcript has a single exon.